Messenger RNA from Seriola dumerili (greater amberjack), 1566 nucleotides. It is a transcript of the gene hdhd2, whose product is annotated as haloacid dehalogenase like hydrolase domain containing 2. The transcript has 9 exons. Bases 50 to 829 code for a protein of 259 amino acids. The record is from RefSeq and is a predicted model, not a curated record. Gene Ontology annotation, biological process: dephosphorylation. Lineage: Eukaryota; Metazoa; Chordata; Actinopteri; Carangiformes; Carangidae. Gene Ontology annotation, molecular function: phosphatase activity.
CAUCAACAGGAAGCAGGAGGGACAGCUGCUGUUGCUAAAGGUUUCCAGCAUGGCGGGCAGACGAGCUCUGAAGGCCGUGCUUAUUGACCUGAGUGGAACUUUACAUAUAGAGGACACAGCGGUACCCGGGGCGCAGGACGCCCUCAACAGGUUACGACAGGCGUCUGUAGCUGUGAAAUUUGUGACCAACACAACCAAGGAGAGCAAGAGGAACUUACUGGAACGACUGCAACGUCUCAACUUCGAUCUCCAGGAAAAGGAGAUCUUCACGUCUCUGAGUGCAGCGAGGAGUCUGUUAGAGCAGAAACAGCACAGACCACUGCUGCUGGUGGAGGACAGUGCACUGGAAGACUUCACUGGUAUUAACACGUCAGAACCAAACGCUGUCGUCGUUGGACUCGCUCCUGAUCACUUCAACUACCAAACACUCAACAAAGCUUUCAGAAUGAUUCUGGAUGGAGCACCUCUCAUCGCCAUCCAUAAGGCUCGGUACUACAAACGUAAGGAUGGUUUGGCCCUUGGUCCUGGACCCUUUGUGACGGGACUGGAGUACGCCACAGACUGUAAAGCCACUGUGGUGGGAAAGCCAGAAAAGACUUUCUUCACACAGGCUCUAUCUGAUUUAGGCUGUAGCCCCAGUGAAGCUGUCAUGAUAGGAGAUGAUGCAAGAGAUGAUGUGGGUGGGGCUCAGAACGCAGGGAUGUUGGGUAUUCUAGUCAGAACUGGUAAAUACAGAGAAGGAGAUGAGAGUAAAAUCAACCCUCCUCCCCACCUGACUUGUGACAGUUUUCCCGACGCUGUUGAACACAUCCUGACGAACCUGCUAUAAGCCACAUGUAACAAUAGAAUUCUACAGUUUCAUUUUUGUAUACAGGCUUUGAUAUGCACAAGAAACACUGCAGGCACCGGUUAUCACUGUUGUAGACUAGUGGUGUUUUUACAGUGGACAUAAGGGAGUAAAAAGAUUCCCCUCACCCCCUUGUCAUGAUUAAGUAAAAAUACCCAUCUUGAAGUUCUUAAGUUUGACUAACUGUCCCAAUAUUCUCUAUGUAAAAAAUGUCCAUUUGAGUGUUAGACUGUCUCUUCUCUUUAGGUCUAAAAUGUUGAAAAUAAAAAGUAAAGCAUGCGUUUUAGAAGUGCCAACCAUCCGUUGCCAAAAUAACGUGCCACAAUGUUUUGUCGUUAUAUCAUGAUGUAUAAAUUUAAGUUUGAAUGAAAAUAUUCAGCUGGUAUUUAUUGUUUAAUAUUUUUUGUGCUUAUGCUCAUCGUACAGAUCAACAAAAUUAAGAAAGACAGUAUUAAAAUUAGUAACACUGGCUCAGGACCUUUGUAUUUACACAUUAUUUCAGUAUUUUGCUGCUUUGUCUUAAGUUUCUCUUUUUCCUCAGUGUCAAAUAUGAAGUCAUAAUGUUGACACACAAAGUACUGGUGCAUACAAUGUUUCUGAAAGGCUUUAAGCUGUCAGACCAGUUCUGUCCCAACCUACAGUUCCAGGUUUGUAAUAUGUGACACAUGUCCAAAGCUUAAAAAACAUAGGCCAAAAGAGAGCAUAAUAUUGCAACUCUU